CCAGAAUGCACAGUUUCCUCUGAAUCCGCCAUAUUGCCUUGGUCCAAACGCGCCGCUGGAUCUGCUCGUCUCAAAACUGAAAAUAGGCAGAGAUGACCCAGACGGUACAGACCAACGGGGUGCAGCCCCUCAGUAAAACCUGGGAGCUGAGCCUCUACGAGCUGCAGAGAACUCCUCAGGAGGCCAUCACAGACGGGCUGGAGAUCGCCGUGUCCCCGCGCUCGCUCCACAGUGAGCUCAUGUGUCCCAUCUGCCUGGACAUGCUCAAGAACACCAUGACCACCAAAGAAUGUCUGCACCGCUUCUGCGCCGACUGCAUCAUCACAGCGCUGCGCUCCGGAAACAAAGAGUGUCCAACCUGUCGUAAAAAGCUGGUGUCAAAGCGGUCGCUGCGUCCAGACCCAAACUUUGACGCUCUCAUCAGUAAGAUCUACCCCAGCCGUGACGAGUACGAGGCUCACCAGGAGAGGGUCCUGGCCCGCAUCAGCAAACACAACAACCAGCAGGCCCUGUCCCACAGCAUAGAGGAGGGGCUCAAGAUCCAAGCUAUGACCAGACUGCAGCGCGGGAAGAGACACACGGUGGAGAACGGCAGUGGAGCAGAGGACAACGGAGACUCCUCCCACUGUAGCAACGCAUCCGUCCACAGCAACCAGGAGGCUGGUCCCAGUAUUAAGCGCACAAAGACGAGUGACGACAGCGGUCUGGACAUGGACAACGCGGCAGAGAACGGAGGAGCAGACUCGGCCAUGGACGGAGGAGCCAGUGAGAUCGAGCUGGUGUUCAGGCCCCACCCCACCCUCAUGGAGAAGGACGACGCUCACAACAGUGUGGAGUUUGUGCCUCGCUACAUAAAGACGUCUGGGAACGCCACAGUGGACCACCUGUCCAAGUACCUGGCCGUGCGUCUGGCUCUGGAGGAGCUGCGGAGAAACUCAGAGGCCAGUCCUGUGAACGUGGAGGCGGCGUCAGAGAAGCAGUACACCAUCUACAUCCCCACAGCUGGAAACCAGUUCACCGUCCUCAAUGGCUCCUUCUCUCUGGAGCUGGUCAGUGAAAAGUACUGGAAGGUCAACAAGCCCAUGGAGCUCUACUUCGCCCCCACCAAAGAACACAAGUAGACCCUGUCCCCCUCCUCCUCCCCUUUCCCCCCCUUCUGAGGAUCCCACUCCCACACUGACAGCCGGUUACUAACAGAGCAGGGCGGACUGGAACGCACACACACACUCACACACGCACGCACCGCAAGCCAGGCCCGCGCGCGUGUGUGUCUGCGGGAGAGGAGUGAACUUUGACCCCCUCCAUGGACUUCUGUAAAAAAGACAAACUGUUUUAUAUCCUGUAUCUUGUGUCUCUUCUUGGGUCUUUCUGUCUGUAGGAGGUAGCAGAUCAAUUCAGCAAAUCGUCUCCCGAGUCUGUGCAAACGCGUCGGACGGACAGCAGGGGGCCUCAUUCGCCAAGACGCACCGAGGUUUAAAUGUGUAACAAGACGACUGGUAUUUUUGGAAGUCUUGUGUUUCUGUUGAUACUUUGCAGCGAUGUCACGUUGGGGGUGUUCUAUGUGCGUCUUUACGCCAGACACACAACGCAAACAUCAGCAAACAAUAAAAGUUUUAAGAUGGUCAAGAAAAAAAUCUAAAUGGAUUUAAAGAGCACAUUUUCAGGAGCGUUUAUGAUCAUGUUUAGGAGUUUGAUUUUCAACAAAAAGAGUGAAACUGAAAAACUGUGUGAUUGUAACUGUAUGUGUGGGAGACUUGUUUAACAGCACAAAUCAGCUCUUCUGUUGUCGUUUUUUCUGGUCAGAUUGUGUUAAAAGUAAAGUCUAACUUGAGUAACAAAGCUUCAGACAGAGCAGAGCCUCCGGUUAGCUUCACACCCCCAGGGAAAUUUGAUGACGUCAGCUGCAAAGUAUCGAUUUGUUUUUAAUCUGAGAUGCAAUGGAAGCAAGAUGAGAACCCGAAACGUUGUAUUUUCAUCAGAUGUGCAUAAAAGGUGCGCUGUGUUACUCUUUUUGGGCAAAAUAUCUGCUUGUCUAGAAUGUUCCACACAAGUUACAGGUCGGAUCUGUGGAGUAAAACUGUUUUUUUUAAAUAUAGUCAAUUAAAACAGCUCUUAAAGUCUAAUGCCAUACUGUUGAAUAUUUUAGACAAAGCAAUAAAAUCUUUAGAAACAAGAUGGGAGACACGCCACCUGAAAAGUUACAUAGCGCACCUUUAACUCACACGUUUAAAGUUGUACAAGUUGUUAUUUGUCUUAGGACUGCCAAAUUUGCCGUCUGUAGUGCUUUCGGUUUAUUUUUGUUUGUUUUUUAAUACCACAAAAAGCUAAAAUAAGCAGUAAUAGUUGAUUUACAUCAGGUAUACCAGCUUUUUCUAUAAAACUGAUAAGGGAUGCACCGAUUUUUGAGAAAAUUUUGCUGGAUUUGGUAUUGGUAUUGACAAAAUUUCAGUUUAACCGGUAUCCUGGUUGUGCCUUUUAUUUCCAGGUCCAGAACGUCUCAUUUUAUUUGAACCUUUUUUCACUCAAAGCUGUUAAAAAAGUUGCUGGAUAAAAUAUUAACACUUGGAUCAGUUAUGUAAUAAGUGAUCUGUGUUUUUUGAGGAAAAAGGUCGUUCUCUGUCCCUACACUGGCGUCUGGCAUCAGCAGAUAUUUAAAGUAUCGAUAUCGGAACUGAAAAAGCUGGAUCGGUGCAUCCCUAGAACGUAAUUUUUACAUGAAACUUCAAUCCAGGGAGUAUUCUGAUUGGACAAGAAUUCCUCUGUAACGGUUUAUCAUCCAAUCAGAUAUCGGCAUGUCUUUUCUCUCUCUGAAAUGUGGAUGAAUUUGUACGUUUUUUGUUUCGACUAGGCAGCUCUGUUACGUAAAAAGAAAACGGAAAGCGCUUUUUCGUUUAACUUUACAGUGGAAGACUUUGGAUGUGAUUAUGGUAUUGAGGCCUUAUUUCCAGUACGGACAUUUGCUCCGAUGCUCUUGGUGAGUGAUGUUUCCCAUGUUCCGAUGCUAUGUAAAAAUCCUCUAUUUGUUUAUAUCACUACGGGCCUCUUUAGACUGUGCAGCUUUGGGGUACAUGUAUUUUUGAAGUCAUCAGUACUUUUGCUUUUGGUUGAAAAUGAAAACUGUGACAUAAAGUGGUUAGAUACCUGAGCAUUGGACAAAGUUGUACUCCGAAUGAUUCAAAUGCUCCCAUAAACCAUUUUUAUCUAAA
Boleophthalmus pectinirostris (great blue-spotted mudskipper) is the source of this 3206-nucleotide messenger RNA. RefSeq names its product ring finger protein 2 (gene rnf2). Gene Ontology annotation, molecular function: chromatin binding; ubiquitin protein ligase activity. NCBI's taxonomy places the organism in Eukaryota, Metazoa, Chordata, Actinopteri, Gobiiformes, Gobiidae. The transcript is spliced from 9 exons. The record is from RefSeq and is a predicted model, not a curated record. Gene Ontology annotation, cellular component: PcG protein complex; ubiquitin ligase complex. The coding region runs from base 93 to 1121 and encodes 342 amino acids.